Molecule: messenger RNA, 1409 nt
Organism: Magallana angulata
Lineage: Eukaryota; Metazoa; Mollusca; Bivalvia; Ostreida; Ostreidae
Exons: 5
Coding region: 136-642 (168 amino acids)
Source: RefSeq, a predicted model, not a curated record
GAAACUAAACAAAAACGGAAGAAGUUAGAACAGAAUACAUACACACUUUAUCAUCCAAAUAAGAGCACAUUAUUCACUUCCUUCCUAGUGUAUUUUUGGGAAGUGAUUCCGGCAUUUGAUUAAAGAUUGUUUGAUAUGGCAAUACAAGUUUGUGGUUUCUGGAUGUACGGCCAAAAUUGUUCUCAGAAAUGUGGAAACUGCAAAGUCAACAUCACAUGUGACUCCACGGGACUUUGUACAUCCGGGUGUCAGUUGGGAUGGAAGGGAUCUAAAUGUUUAGAAGCCGUGGAGUUGGAACCCUACCCCCUGUCCACACUUUUACUCUCUGGUUUUUUGGCUGUGACGUUGGUUCUGCUCCUGUUGGUUUCUGUAGAAUUACACAGACAAAUACAGAGCAAAAAUAAAACAAGACGAAGGAGUUAUGAGCUUCCUGGAAAACAAUUGAUCGAAAAGGAAAGCGACAAUCGAUAUAUACCUUUGGAGAACUAUCAACAAAUUCCGGAUCAACUCGAAAAUAUUACACAAUCGUUGGACGACUCGGACGAUGGCAGUCAUAGAGACUCAUCCCACUAUACGAUUCCAAACAUGACGUAUGCUGGUAAUAGCAACUAUGAAAAAGACUGGACAUCUCCGAAACAUUAGACGAAACUGCAAGUGCGGAAAAUGACAUGACUGAAAACCUUUCUAUACACAUGAAGAUACUUUGUCAUUUAAGUUUUGUGUAGAAAUAUCUAUCACUCCCGUCCAGUUUACAGACACAGUGAAACUUACAUGAAAGCCAAUAGCUUAAAAUGAGCCGCAAUAAAAAAGAAUACAGUUUGGAUGGAUUGAACAUUUAAGGCCGGUUGCGGGUUUAAAAUUUUGCGCCCUCUGCGCAUGAUAUUGCGCAUUACUGUCGAAAAACGCAAAUGCAAAAUAAUUGUUCAAAUUUACAGGUUAUCAUGUAUCGUUUUUAUCAAAAGAAUAUUGAUCAUAAAAUUGUUUUUAAUUAUUAUGAAAAGUAUCGUUAGAAUAAUGUUGAGAAGUAUUUUAGUCAUUUGGCCGCUUCUUCAAAAUCGACGUUAUCCACAUCGGAGUCAACGCCUUACGAUGACGUCAGUUGAGACUUUGAUGUAACAAUUGACAAAAAUAAACGUAGUCUCAUUCAACCAGACGCUCGGCUGUCUCCGUAAAACUCCGACGAAUCCUGGUCACGGCACCAAAAUGUCGCGAUUGUAUAGUGGUCUUUGAGUCAGAUAGAAAUGAAAACACGUCUGAACACUUUGACUGGUUUAUCUAGACUGAUUUGAACAUAAACAUAAUAUUAUUGUAACGUUACCAUGACGUCAUACUAUGAUGACGCCAUAAUAGCCGUCGGAGAUUUACGGAGACAGCCGAGCGUCUGGUUGAACGAGACUAAGAUAAACGUC